UUGUGUUUACACAAAGUGCCAGUAGAUAGAGCGGUUCCUGAGCCAUGGGUCUGCAUGGCCAGCUUCCUGGACUGCCCAGACCUGAAGAGGGCCAACGGCCUGGUGGCGUCCUUGGCCAAGAGCUCCCGCUGGUCGGAGCUGCUGCGUGGCUUGGCUUCAAAGGGGAGCCUGGAGCCAAGUGUGGUGACCUUUGGAGUUGCAAUCACCGGCUGCAGCAGGGCUUCGGCUUGGUGCGCGGCCGCGCGCUUGGCGGAAGUGCUGCUGGAGGUAGGUGUGGAGCCCAGCGUGAUCAGCGCCACCUCGGCUGUUAGCACGUGCGAGAAGAGCAGCGCCUGGCAAUGCGCAGUGCAAUCAUUGAAUGAUCUGUCACUUCGCAGCCUGGAGCCCAACAUCGUGGGCUUUGGCGCCGUGGCCAGCGCCUGCGAGAAGGCCGGGGGCUUCUGGCGCCAGGCGGCCCAGCAGCUGCAGUCCCUGCGCAGGAGGGGCAUCCAGGUCAGCUUAGUGCUCCUCAACGCAGUGAGCUCUGCGUGCGAGAAGGCCUGCGCUUCAGGCACUGACGGCAGCCCCUGGCAGCUUGGCAUCUCGCUGCUGGCCCUGGCGCCAAAGCUGAAGAUGCUGCCAGACGCGGUGUCCCACAACGCUGCCAUCAGCGCCUGUGAAAAGGUAGGCGCCUGGGAGCAGGCACUGGACCUGCUCCAGGACCUGAGGAGGUUGGGACUCCUGAGCACCUUGUCCUUCAACGCUGCCAUCUCCGCCUGCGCCCGGACCUUCCGCUGGGACUUGGCGUUGCUGCUGCGGGAGGACCUCGCCAGCUGUGGGCUGCAGCCAGAUUUGAUCACCUACAGCUCACUGAUCAGCGCUUGUGAGAAGGGCUUAGUAUGGCGGCGCGCCCUCGCCAUCUUCUCGGAGACUUGGCCGCGGAUGGAGCUCUCAUGGGGCGAAGACCCGGGGACGGGCAAGCGCGAGGCGGUCAACAGGGGCAUCAAACCUGACCUGGUGCUUUGCAACGCCGUGAUCAGUGCCUGCGAGAAGGGCCAGCAGUGGGAAAAGGCCUUGUGGCUCGUCAUGACCUUGCGCAAGUUGGGGCCUUCGCCUGACGCAGUCAGCUACAGCGCCGCCAUCAGCGCCUGCUCCAAAUCCGCGUGGCCCUGGGCGCUCUGGCUCUUCACCCACGCAGGAGAUGUGACACUGCCCGCGGCCAGCGCGGCCUUGGGCGCCGUGGCGCGCGCCAGGAGGUGGCAGGUGGCGCUCGCCUUGGCAAGCCUCAUGCGGCAACGAGGCGCCCUUGAUGCGGGGACCUUAGCCCUGGUGGCAGAUGCUUCCGGCAGCUCGGGGCAGUUGCCCGGCAUCAUGGAGGAAGCUCGCGGGUUGCUGCUCCGUCAAGUCCGCAGCGAGAGGAAAAAGUGCGCGGGGCUGACGCCGUCGCCGUCCCUGAAGGAGGUGCCGUUGGACAAGCUGCGCAAUGUGGCGAUCAUUGCGCACGUUGAUCAUGGGAAGACCACCUUGGUCGACCAACUCAUGAAGCAGAGCGGCAUGGGCCUGAAGGUGACGGAGAGGAUGAUGGACAGCAAAGCGCUGGAGCAGGAAAGAGGAAUCACCAUCCUCUCAAAGGCCACCAGGAUAUCCUGGAAUGGCUACGUGUUCAACAUCGUGGACACCCCGGGCCACGCAGAUUUUGGCGGAGAGGUGGAGCGCGUGCUGUCCAUGGUGGAUGGCGUGGUGCUGCUGGUGGAUAUUAUCGAGGGCCCCAAGGCGCAGACCAAGUUCGUGCUGCAGAAGGCCCUGAAGCACGAGAAGAUGAAGCCUCUAGUGGUCAUCAACAAGGUGGACCGGCCCCUGACCCGAGACCCAGGGGAGGUGGAGAACGACAUCUUCGACGUCUUCGCAACGAUGGCGUCCAACGAUGACCAGUUGGAGUACCCCACCCUCUACGCCUCGGGCAAGGCGGGGUUUUGCGCCCGGACACUGGAGGAGGCGAGGUCCGACAGUCGACCCACGGACAUGGCGGUGCUCUACGAGGCGAUCAAAGAUGUGGUGCCCCCGCCGUCGCCGCAGGAGGCAGACCCAGCGGUGGUGGCGGCGGACGAGAAGUGCAAAGGCUUCUCCAUGCUCGUGUCACAGCUGGACAGGCUCCCGGCUUUGGGCCCGACGGUGACCGGGAAGGUCUUCAGUGGGCAGAUUCACAAGGGGGACAAGAUCAGCUGCAAGAACUUGCAGGGAGAAGUGGUGGCCUCUGGCAAAGUGAAGGAGAUCACGGUGGUGCUGGGCGUGACGAGGGAGCCCGUGAAGAUGGCCAAGGCGGGGGACAUCGUGUCCAUCAGCGUGCAGGGCUUUAUGCCCAAGUGGACCCAGACCUUGGUGUCCCACGCCAAGGUUCCUCCGGUCCCGUGUCAGCCGAUCGACCCGCCGAUCUUGGCGGUGCGCGCGUCCGUGAACGACUCCCCCCUGGCUGGCAAAGAUGGGAAGUACAUCACCUUGAACGCCAUGGGGGAACGGCUCGAAAAGGAGGCGCUCACGAAUCCGGCCAUUGAGAUCGCGGCCUCGCCGAACCGGGACUACUUCGAGAUCCGAGGCCGGGGGGAGAUGCAGCUGGGGAUCCUCAUCGAGGAGAUGCGUCGCGAGGGCUACGAGAUGUCCUUGUCGCCGCCCUCCGUGGUGAAGUCUGUAAGUGAGGACGGCACCACCAUGGAGCCUUGGGAGGAUGUGCAGAUUGAGGUGGACCUCAACCACGGCAGCCAGGUCAUCGAGCGUAUGUCUGGCCGCAACGCCAAGAUCGUGGACAUGAACACGGUCGGGGACCGUCAAGUGAUCCGCUUGGAGGCUCCGACCUCCUCCAUGCUGGGCCUUCGAAGUUGGCUUCGGGAGAUCAGCGGCGGCACGGCCAUCGUGGUGUCGGAGUUCAAGGAGAUGCAGCCGCUAGGCCCGCCGGCACCUCGAGACAGGAACGGCGUGCUCUGUGCCAACACCGCGGGCAUUGCCACCGCUGUUGACUUGGGCAAGGCGGCGCGGCUGGGGAAGCUCUUCAUCGGCGACGGCUUUGAAGUGUACCCAGGCAUGAUCUUUGGGGAGAGCAAUGGCCAGCUCGACAUCGACACCAACAUCUCAAGGAAGCACGACGGGUACACCUCCGCUUCUGGGUACUCGCCCCCGGCGGAGAAGCGUUUAGAGGAGGCGCUGAGCUACAUCCUGGAGGACGAGAAGCUGGAGGUCACACCCAAGCGCAUCGUCAUGCGCAAGGCCAUCCUCGACGCCAACGAGCGCAGAGUGGCGGCUAAGGCAGCAGCCAAGCGGUGA
Molecule: messenger RNA, 3294 nt
Organism: Effrenium voratum
Lineage: Eukaryota; Dinophyceae; Suessiales; Symbiodiniaceae
Source: the annotation of a GenBank genome assembly